This is a messenger RNA of Oryzias latipes (Japanese medaka), 1864 nucleotides long. It is a transcript of the gene sirt2, whose product is annotated as sirtuin 2 (silent mating type information regulation 2, homolog) 2 (S. cerevisiae). The record is from RefSeq and is a predicted model, not a curated record. Gene Ontology annotation, cellular component: nucleus. Gene Ontology annotation, molecular function: transcription factor binding; histone deacetylase activity, NAD-dependent; NAD+ binding. Lineage: Eukaryota; Metazoa; Chordata; Actinopteri; Beloniformes; Adrianichthyidae.
CGCGGACUGUUUUUGUUGACGGACAAAGCGGAAGUGAAUGACAAAUAUUCGAAACAGCAGCUUUUUCUCAGAUAUUCUGUAUUUAGCUGGGCUGCGGGGUUGGAGUUUGCUCGAGCUGAUCAAUGUCUAAUGCUGCAGAUCUUCCAAAAGCAGAGGAGGAGGAGGAGGUCACCCCGGAUUUACAGGAUCUGUCGGACGACAGCAGUGACGACGAGGCGGCAGCAGGAGCUGAGAUGGACUUCCUGCGGAACCUCUUCUCCAGCACUUUGGGCCUCGGCUCUGCAGAGAAGGUUCUGGAUGCUCUGACUCUGGAAGGAGUGGCUCAGUAUAUAAAGAGCGGCAAAUGUAAAAACAUCAUCUGCAUGGUUGGUGCAGGAAUCUCCACAUCUGCUGGAAUUCCAGAUUUCCGUUCUCCAGAAACCGGCCUGUAUGCAAACCUGCAGAAAUACAACCUGCCUUACCCAGAAGCCAUCUUCCAGAUAGAUUACUUUAAGAAACAUCCAGAACCGUUCUUUACUUUGGCGAAGGAGCUCUACCCAGGACAGUUUAAGCCAACCAUCUGUCACUACUUCAUAAAGUUGCUGAAGAACAAAGGCCUCCUGAGACGCUGCUACACUCAGAACAUCGACACUCUGGAGCGAGUUGCAGGUCUUGAAAAAGAAGAUCUGAUUGAAGCUCAUGGGACCUUCUACACCUCCCACUGUGUCAGCUUCUGCUGCCGUAAAGAGUACAGCCUGGACUGGAUGAAAGAGAAAAUCUUCUCUGAUGCCAUUCCCAAAUGUGAGAAGUGCAACAGUUUGGUGAAACCAGACAUUGUUUUCUUUGGGGAGAAUCUGCCGGCGCGUUUCUUCACAUCAGUGAAGAUGGAUUUCCCUCGCUGUGACCUUCUGAUUGUCAUGGGGACGUCUCUGCAGGUGCAGCCGUUUGCAGGUUUAGUCGGCAGGGUUUCCAAGAGUUGCCCCCGGUUGCUUAUUAACAUGGAAAAGGCAGGGGAGGCUGACCCCAUGCUGGGGAUGCUGGGAUUUGGAGGAGGCAUGGACUUUGACUCAGACAAGGCGUACAGGGAUGUGGCUCACAUCAGUUCCUGUGAUGACGGCUGCCUGGCUCUGGCUGACCUGCUGGGCUGGAAGGCCGAGCUGGAGGCUCUGGUGAAGCAGGAGCACGCUCAGAUCGACAGUAAAGACAAGAAGGAGCAGCCUGGAGAAGCUGGAGGAGCGGCGGCCAAAGCCAGCUCGUCCUCUGUGAAGCCAGAGGAGUGACCUCACUUAAGCCGACGGCUGGUAUCUAAGUUGGAUCAAGACUUCAGGCUGAUGUCAAAAUUCUAAUAUCUUUUGCACUUUUGUGACUUUUCCACGCUUUCUGCUGUCGCUCAUCAUGUGACUGCAGCCCGCACAGUUAUGCUUCCUGUUUGACUAAAACUGAAACCAGGUGAGAUGGUCUGCAGCUCGUUUGACUCUGCAGUGAGACGAACAUAAAAAUCAAAAAUUUGCUAUUUAUAGCAUUUCAAAGUGAAACUGUUUACAUCCCAAAUGUUCUUUGCAGAAAAGUAACUCUGUUUUUCUUUAACUUAGUUUAGUGAUUUUUAAUCAUAUUUAAUCUCUUUAACUUGAAGUGUUUCAUCGUCUCUUAAUUCUGAUGCUUAUUUCAAAAAGUCUUGGUUUGAAGAAAUGCAGCAGGUUUUUAUAAUAAAUGUAAAAAUAAGACAUCGGCAGAACAGAAUUGAAAUUGAACAGAAAAAAACUGUUGAAACCCAAGAUCAGAAAAAACAUAAGCUUCGAUGAACUGAAAUUAUCAGCAACUGAAGCUGAGAUCCAGGUUUGUGAUCGACUAAAGCAAAACCUGCAAUAAACUCAACCUUGGUUCA